CCGAAAUUCGCUCACUCGGCUACAGGACACGAGGAGCGCUCGUUGGAUCCAGGCUUGCGAAAGCGCAUUUCUCCCUCAAAGCUAGUUGAGGUUUAACCUGCGUGUUGUUGGCUAAUCAGUUUUAGUGAGGUUAAAAACCUGCAAGACUUAGAAUGGCUGGGCUUAAGUAUCUGACCGGGUUUGGUAACGAGUUUGCCUCUGAAGAUCCCCGCUGCCCAGGUGCUUUACCUGAGGGACAGAACAACCCUCAGGUGUGUCCCUAUGGGCUGUAUGCUGAGCAGCUUUCCGGCUCCGCCUUCACCUGCCCGCGGUCAGCCAAUAAGAGAAGCUGGCUGUAUCGCAUCCUGCCCUCUGUCCGCCACAAACCCUUCACUGCAAUGGAUCAUGGGAACCUCACAGACAACUGGGAUGAGGUGGAGCCCGACCCAAACCAGCUUCGCUGGCUGCCGUUCAUCAUUCCCAAAGCCUCUGAGAAAAAGGUGGACUUUGUGACGGGACUGCACACGGUGUGUGGAGCGGGGGAUGCUAAAGCUCGCAACGGGAUCGCCAUCCACGUUUACACCUGUAACACCUCUAUGAUUGACAGGUGUUUCUACAACUCGGAUGGAGAUCUGCUCAUUGUUCCACAGCAGGGUGAAAUCCUGGUCACCACAGAGUUUGGGAAGAUGAUGGUGGAACCCAAUGAGAUCUGUGUAAUUCAGCAAGGGAUGCGUUUCAGCGUGGACGUUUUUGGGGAGACGAGAGGCUACGUCCUGGAGGUGUAUGGUGCCCACUUUGAGCUGCCAGACCUGGGCCCCAUUGGUGCCAAUGGUCUGGCCAAUCCCAGGGACUUUCUGGUGCCGGUGGCAUGGUAUGAGGAUCGCACAGUGCCCAGCGGCUACACCGUCAUCAACAAGUACCAGGGAAAGCUCUUCGCCGCCCACCAGGACUUCUCUCCCUUCAAUGUGGUGGCCUGGCAUGGCAACUACACUCCCUACAAGUACAACCUGGAAAACUUCAUGGUCAUCAACUGUGUGGCAUUCGACCAUGCGGAUCCCUCUAUUUUCACCGUGCUGACAGCCAAAUCCACGCGCCCCGGUGUCGCCAUCGCGGACUUCGUCAUCUUCCCCCCGCGCUGGGGCGUGGCCGACCAUACCUUCAGGCCUCCCUACUACCACAGGAACUGCAUGAGUGAGUUCAUGGGCCUGAUCAAAGGGCAUUACGAGGCGAAGGAGGAGGGCUUCCAGCCGGGAGGGGCCAGUCUGCACAGCAUGAUGACCCCGCACGGGCCGGAUGCAGACUGCUUCGAGAAGAACAGCAGCGCCGUCCUGAAGCCGGAGAGGGUAGCUGAGGGAACCAUGGCGUUCAUGUUUGAGUCGUCCCUCAGCAUGGCUGUCACCAGGUGGGGGCUGGACACCUGCCAGCGCCUGGACAAGAGCUACUACAAGUGCUGGGAGCCGCUGAAGAGUCACUUCAACCCCAACUGGAGGCCUGGCAGCCAGUAGAGCAAUGAAGACACAGGUUCCAGCCCCGCAGACCAGCACAGAACCUCAGCUGACCACACACAGCCAGGGAAGGGCCUAUCAGCCAAUCAGUUCACAGAUCUAAUCUUUGUCAUGGUGCUGCAGCACUGACAUGCGUAAAACAGCAAAGCAAUAGGCAUACAUACAAAUACAGACACACAAACAUGUUGUAAUCACCUCUCUAAGUAACCCAACACAGCACAUUCACUAUGCUCAUCAAUAAUAUGCUAUUAAUGUGUGAUGGGAAACAGUUUUAAAGUCCUGGCAGGAUGGACUAUCACAAUCCAUACUCAUACACAUGCACACAACACACACACACG
Messenger RNA from Megalops cyprinoides (Indo-Pacific tarpon), 1822 nucleotides. It is a transcript of the gene hgd, whose product is annotated as homogentisate 1,2-dioxygenase. The transcript has 15 exons. Gene Ontology annotation, molecular function: homogentisate 1,2-dioxygenase activity. The coding region runs from base 153 to 1484 and encodes 443 amino acids. NCBI's taxonomy places the organism in Eukaryota, Metazoa, Chordata, Actinopteri, Elopiformes, Megalopidae. Gene Ontology annotation, biological process: L-phenylalanine catabolic process. Gene Ontology annotation, cellular component: cytoplasm. The record is from RefSeq and is a predicted model, not a curated record.